AUGGCAUCGAUGUUGCUUCAGGGUUUUACGGUUGCGCUAUGCGCCGCUGGUCUGACUACGGCUGCUCCCACGAGACGUUCGAGUCCCUCCGGCUUCGACUGGGGUAACACCAAGAUCCAAGGUGUCAAUCUCGGUGGUUGGCUCGUUCUCGAACCAUGGAUCACCCCGAGCAUCUUCCAAGCAUACCCUCUCUCGCAAGGCAUUGUUGACGAGUACACCCUCAACCAAGUCUUGGGGACUCAGCAAGCUCACGACAACGUCCUUAAGCCUCACUGGGAUUCGUGGGUGCAGCUUGCCGAUAUUCAGAAGAUCGCGAACUCCGGCUUCAACCUCAUCCGCAUCCCCGUUGGCUACUGGGCAUACGACAACUCCGAUUCUCCCUACGCCAGUGGUGCUGCGCCAUACAUCGAUCAAGCGAUCACUUGGGCCCGUCAAGUCGGCUUGAAGGUUAUUAUUGAUCUUCACGGUGCCCCUGGUUCGCAAAAUGGCUUCGACAACUCCGGCCAGCGCAUCGCCCAACCUGGCUGGCAAUCCGGCAACACGGUUCAGAAGACCCUUGAUGUCCUCGAGACCAUCCAGACCAAAUACGGCGACUCGAGCUAUGACGAUGUUGUAGCAGGUAUCGAGCUCCUCAACGAACCGUUGAACACCGCACUCAACCCGGACACGACCAGACAAUUCGAACGUGAUGGCUAUGGUCAGCAGCGCAAGGUAUCAAACAGCCGUGUCGUCAUUCUCCAAGAUGGCUUCAUGCCACCCAGCUCCUACAACGGCUUCCUCACUCCCUCUGACAACAACGCCGAGUGGGUUGCGAUCGAUCACCACGAGUAUCAAGUCUUCACUCCUGAGCUCGUCGCUUUGGCGCCAUGGCAGCAUCGCCAAUACGUCUGCAACAACGCCGGUACCUACAGCGGUGCAGACAAGUGGACAUUCGUCGGCGAGUGGUCAGCCGCCAUGACCGACUGCGCCGCGGCUCUCAACGGCUACGGUAUCGGUGCUCGUUACGAAGGUCUCUACCCAGGCUCCUCGUACGUUGGCAGCUGCCAGAACAAGAACUUCAUCGAGACCUGGGACCAGACCAUGAGGGAUGAUACUCGUGGCUAUAUCGAGGCGCAGAUGGAGACCUUCGAGCGCUACACCCAAGGCUGGGUCUUCUGGAACUUCAAGACCGAGGCCUCGCCCGAGUGGGACGCUUUCCGCCUCAUCGAUGCCGGUAUCUUCCCUCAGCCUCUGAACAGCCGCCAGUUCGGCGCCAUCUGCAACUAA
Molecule: messenger RNA, 1266 nt
Organism: Recurvomyces mirabilis
Lineage: Eukaryota; Fungi; Ascomycota; Dothideomycetes; Mycosphaerellales; Teratosphaeriaceae
Gene: EXG2
Product: glucan exo-1,3-beta-glucosidase
Exons: 4
Coding region: 1-1266 (421 amino acids)
Biological process (GO): glucan catabolic process
Cellular component (GO): extracellular region; cell surface
Molecular function (GO): glucan exo-1,3-beta-glucosidase activity
Source: RefSeq, a predicted model, not a curated record